Molecule: messenger RNA, 994 nt
Organism: Cyphomyrmex costatus
Lineage: Eukaryota; Metazoa; Arthropoda; Insecta; Hymenoptera; Formicidae
Product: glutamic acid-rich protein
Exons: 3
Coding region: 131-481 (116 amino acids)
Source: RefSeq, a predicted model, not a curated record
CCGUCGUCGCCGCCGCCGCCGCCAACGCCGCCGCCGCUCUUUCGUACUUCACCGAGUUCAGUUCGAGUCGCGAAGUCGAGCUAUUUGGAAUAUUGACGCGCGUACGUCGCUUCCUUCGAUUCGAUCAACCAUGAGCACCAAGGAAAAUAACGAGGUCGCCGUCGAGAAGGUGACAGAGAACGACAAGGCAUCCGCGGACGCAAAAUGCGACAUCAAGGGGAUUAAGAGGCCAGCCGAGGAGAAGAAUGAAGAAACAAAGAAACAGAAAAAAGAGGAGAAUGGAGAUGGUGAGGUAGAAGAAGAAGAAAUUGAAGAAGAAAUCGAAGAGGAAGAGGAAGUAGACGGUGAUGGAGAAGAAGAUGACGAUGAUGAUGACAUACCAGAAGGUGAAGAAGAUUUAGAAGAGGGAGAAGACGAAGAGGACGAUGAUGCGGAAGGUGAGGUAGAAGGUGAGGUAGAAGACGACGAAGACGACGCAUAAUGAAAAAAGGGAAAACAUUAUGCAAUUAAGAAGGGAGGCGUUAGGCACGUGACGACAUCAUGGUCGAUUUUUGGCAAACUCAGCAAACUUACUCUCAUAUUGAGUGGUUGGUAACAAUGUUGAUAUCCAUCGUGCCCAAUCCGUGUUAUUGGAUCCUCUCUAUCUUCCGACCUACAAGUAAAAAUUACCAUCUUACCAGAAUUGUGGUGGGCUGAUGCAUUAGAUGUAAUUCUCUACUUGUCUUGGCUUCUCGCAAUUCUGGUUUAGCCGUCACCAAAUGCUGUUAGGUAGUUUGAAUGAUAACUGUAUAUUCGUCCUGAGGAUUCGAUUAGUUGACACCUUAUUUUCUGUCUAGAUUCUUAUUUCCAUCGCGAACCGAUCGUUCAAUCGUUUGUGCGCACGAGUCCCAAGACGAAUCUACCGUUUUAUCCGAACCACCUACUAACUGGUAUUUGCCGUCAUCUGGCUUUCUUCGUCGGGACAGUUAAAUAUAACAAAACUUAUUUAAGAUAU